GGGUGCGAUGCUGAGAAAGUGAGGAAUGCCUUUACCUUCAUUCCCCCGCAAUCUUCCUACGCUGUGGAGACGGAGGUAGAGGACGGCGAGAGUGCACGAGAAGCGCCGGAGGGGCCUUGCAAGAUGUCGUACCUGAUGGAGGGCCUGGAAGGUUCUGAGCUGUAUCGGCGCGCAGCACAGGCCUCUGAGGUGCACUUCCUCACAACCAGGAAUGGGAACCGGAUUCCGAUGGUCUGGCUCCGACGAGAGAAAGUCAGUCCAGCGCGGGAGGCCCAGAUUGCGGAGGCAAGCGAGCCCCCGAUCGUGCUUCUCCAUUGCCAUGGCAAUGCGACCGACAUAGGGAUGAUGAUGGGCCCAUACUACGAACUGGCCAAGGUCCUGGGAGUGGAGGUCUGUGGUGUGGAGUACAGCGGAUACGGCGCGUCCUCCGGAAGGCCCAGUUCUGGCAACAGCUACGCAGAUGUGGAAGCCGCCUACGAAUACCUCGUGGAAAAAAGGGGCCUCCCGCCCAAGAGGAUCGUCGCAUAUGGACAAAGUGUAGGCAGUGGCCCGGCCACCUCCUUGGCCUCAAAGAAGAGCCUGGGUGGCUGCAUCCUUCACUCGCCACUGCUCUCCGGCAUCAAGGUAGUGGACCCAAAGCCGGACGCCUGCUGCCGGCCCAGCUGCGUGUGGAGCUGCUUCGACUUCUACCCCAACGACAGGCGAGUUCGGCACGUCACGUGCCCCUUCUUCGUGAUGCACGGCCAGCGCGACGACAUCAUCCCCUUCUACCACGGGCUUCGACUGCACAAGGCGUGCCCCAAGCAGCACCGCUGGCCGGCCUAUUUCCCGACCCGUGCAGGCCAUAACGAUCUGGUGGAGACCGACAUGCGCGCUUACUUCGGCGAGGUCUCCAGCUUCCUGCAGGACGUGCGUCGGAUUGCCUCCGGCCAGAAGGUCGAGCCGCCCUUCGAGAAACCCCCGCAGGUGGAGAUGUCGGAUACCUCCGCUCCGCAAGGCAACGGCUCCCACGAAACCGUGAAGGUUGGCCCAGAGGACGGGCGCUAUCGGCAGAUGCGCCAAGGCAACGUCUUGGUGCCUGGUCGUGGGCAAGAGGGUGAAGGGCAAGCAAGAGAAGUGGCGCAGUAA
Symbiodinium necroappetens is the source of this 1128-nucleotide messenger RNA. NCBI's taxonomy places the organism in Eukaryota, Dinophyceae, Suessiales, Symbiodiniaceae. The record is from the annotation of a GenBank genome assembly.